Messenger RNA from Aspergillus affinis, 351 nucleotides. RefSeq lists its product as uncharacterized. The record is from RefSeq and is a predicted model, not a curated record. Bases 1 to 351 code for a protein of 116 amino acids. The transcript has a single exon. NCBI's taxonomy places the organism in Eukaryota, Fungi, Ascomycota, Eurotiomycetes, Eurotiales, Aspergillaceae.
AUGUCGUCUAAAAUCUCCAAGAGUGCAUUCGAAGGUCUCGCAAAAAAGAUCCGUGAAAAUUCCGAUUCACUUAAAUCACUUGCGUUUGCCGAUGCUACAACUUCCAAAACUGCCGUCAAAACAAAAGAUCUCCGACUUGACGUGCAUCGAAAUACACAAGAUCCUACAAUGGUAACCGGAAUCAUACAAGCAAACAGUCAAGCAGAAGACAAAACUGUCAAAAGUUUUAUCAAGGGCAAAACUGGUGGUCAUAAGGGCACACAUCAGGUUAUUGGGGGAAAGAUACGGUUCGGCCUGGGGGACAAAUUCAAUGUCGAUGAGCUUGCGAGCGCAGUCGAGAAAACGGAAUAG